This is a messenger RNA of Oppiella nova, 369 nucleotides long. NCBI's taxonomy places the organism in Eukaryota, Metazoa, Arthropoda, Arachnida, Sarcoptiformes, Oppiidae. The record is from the annotation of a GenBank genome assembly.
GCACCAGUGUCUGUAUGGGGCACCGAUGACCAAGCUCAGAAGUGUCGCGACAUGUGCUCAAGGGUUAGGUGCGCACCGGCCAACAAAUCUGAAUGUGACAAGGUACAUGGUGAAUUUCUGGAUUACGCACCAUCACUAUGUCGGUGUUGCUCCCAGUGCAAGGUCACAUUAGAUGAUGGUGAUAAUUGCACUAAGGUAUUUGGAGUAAACAAAGUGUGCAAACAGGGACUGGUCUACUGCGACCACAUCUCUAUGGAGGGUAUGGUGGCUAUGGAUAUGGUAACCGGGAAUGUGAUCGUGGAUAUGACCAUGGUCAUGACCGUGAUCACCACGAGCAUCAUGAUGAUCAUGAUAGAGAGCCUAUUGUAA